Molecule: messenger RNA, 2072 nt
Organism: Drosophila biarmipes
Lineage: Eukaryota; Metazoa; Arthropoda; Insecta; Diptera; Drosophilidae
Gene: cyr
Exons: 6
Coding region: 286-1860 (524 amino acids)
Source: RefSeq, a predicted model, not a curated record
UGUUGAUUGUGCUCCCGUUUUUGCCCAUAAAUGAAGGAAUCCCUGCUGAAGAUCAUCGGGAUGACAAGAUUCUCGAACUUGGACUCGGAGUAGGCCAAUUAAGAGUUAGCCACGCGGCCACACGAACAGGUGUCGGCGGUUCCAGCAGCAACAUCGGCAACAGCAACAGCAACAGCGACAUCCAGUGACAGCAGCAACGUCUGAAGACAGCAGCAACAAGUGGCAUCAUUUGCGGUUUGGAUCGCCGGGGCGGUUGGUGUGCCGUAAAAACGGGAAAUCGGAAACAUGUUCUCCUCCAUCGCCGCCGCAUCCUCAUCCUCUUACCCAUCCCCAUGCCCACGUCGAGGUGGUGGCGUCUUCAAUCUCGGCCAGCUGCUGCCUAUGGCCAUCGUUAUCGCGGUGUUGCAUCUGCCGCAGUUUGUGUGUCAUGCUGGCUGGGCAACCAGAACGCCAGAGAAUUCCAUUAAUGAGACGACGGCCACCUCCUCCGCCUCCUCCUCGGCCAGCAUGCAAAUCCAGACGCUGCAGGUGAACUGCAGCCGGGAACUGCUCGAGAUGCACUUGGAGCUGAGCCGACCCUUUCGGGGACUGCUCUACGCUAAGGACUUUCCGCUGGAGUGCCGGGCGCGGGGUCAGGACUCGACCUUCCUGCACCUCCGCAUUCCCACCUCGGGCUGCGGGGUGCGGGCGGAGCCGCUGGAGGACGGCAGUCUGGAGUACACUGUGCGUGUGAUGCUCCAGAAGGAGCAGAAGCUGCGUCAGAGCACCGACAUCCUCAGCGCCGUCAAGUGCCAGCUGCCGGCCAAUGCGAUGGGCAUGGCGCUUCCGGUUUUGCGGCAGGACAAGGGACACGACAGAAAUGCCAGGAUGCGGGCCUUGGCAGCGGCUGCUGUUCCCGCCCUCUCCGUAUCAUCCGCACCGCCGGCCAGCGGCACCCACCACCAUCACAUGGAGACGCCGCGGGUCAGGAUCUGGCUGGAGCUGGGCGGCCCCAACGGAACCGGGUCCGUGGAGGUGGGCGUGGCCACCACCCUGACCGUGCGCGCCAUCGUUCCCGGGAACAUCGGCGUGCGGGUGGUGGACUGUGCGGCCCUCGACGGCCUGGGGGAGUCCACGCAGCAGCUGCUGGACGCCCGCGGCUGUCCCAUCGACGAGCAGGUAAUGCCCGCUCUGCACACCCAGCACCGACCGGCGGAGGAGGGAUGGUCCAAGCAGCACGAGGAAGACCUGGUCGAGCGGACGUUCGCGGCCACGUUUCCCGCCUUCAAGUUCCCGGACCGCGAACGCCUCCACGUCAGCUGUGGCGUGCAGCUCUGCAAGGGGAAGUGUCCGACUCUAAACUGUCGCCAGAAGACGCCCCCGCCGGCGCUGAGUGCCGAGCAGCACCUGGCCCGCAUCGAGGUGUUCAAUUCGCUGGCCGUGACAGCUCCCCAGAUCGAGGUGGACCGCCUGCGGUACGACAGGCGCCACAACAUGAGCGGUGAGGAUUAUGCGCCGCACGUGCGGGGUCAGCCCGGGCCCGGCGAGGGAACCCUCUGCCUGUCCAUCUCCAAGCUGGCCAUCUCCUUCUGCGUGCUGGGCCUGAUCUUCCUGGUCGCCGUGGUGGUGGCCAUCUUCUCGCUGAUCCGAUCGCGCCGCCGCGACCGUCGUCAUGGAGCCGGCUUGAGUUUGGGACUGGGACUGGGCAUCGCCGGGACGAGCACCUCGAACAGCAGCAGCCGGCUGCACCGGGAUCGGGCCGAGAUCUGCACCUCGAUGUUCUCGUCCAGCAGCGAGUCGGCACAAUCGCAGCCGCGUUUUGGAGCCAAGUUCCUGAUGCCCUACUACCCCAAUACCCUGCCCUACGGCCGAGUCUACUAGCUACCCGGUUGGUGGAGGGCCCUCCCAGAGACUGACGGAUUCGUCUAACGAGUGGUACCAAAAUAAGGUCUAACUUUAGCAAUAUAAUCGUAGUUAUGUAGCGUUUGGUUGGUCGAAAGGAUCUUGAAAGCGUUUUGCAAGCGGUUCGGGGGCCAAAAUGUGUUUUGAUGUCUUUUCGCUGUAGCAAUAAUCUACAUAUAUAAUCUAAAAUA